UUCCGUUCGGCCUGUUGAAGCGCAGGAUGAAGUCAGCUUCGAAAAGUCGCAACAAAGACACAAAAGAUGUAGAGCCAGAAGAUGAUAUGGAUGACUUGAACGAGAAACCAAUUAGGCGACAGAAAACAAAGAAGAAAAUGUUGCUCCAGAAAUGUACUGAUAAGAAAGUGGUGGUCAAAGUGAAUGAGUUUGGUGUUCUUGCUGGUGAGGGCUGGACUGAACUGGUCAGUUACAUUGGGGUGUUGUUGAGAGACUAUGUAUCGAUAAUGUUUGAUGAUUGGAGAGCAGUUCCAGAGAAAAUCACAGACGGCAUUUGGGGGAAUAUUCUGAAAUUGUUUGACUUGCCUCCGAAUUCAAGGAAACAUGUCUACAGUGCAAUGGGAGUUGCGCUCAGAAAUUUCAGAAGCACGCUUCGCACGAAGUUCAUCUGGAAGUUCAAGAAUAAUCGCGAGAAGUUACGCUAUCCUCCAGAAAAGUAUAAGCAGAUCACUACCGAUGAAUGGAGAAUGUUUGUUAAAAAGACAUUCAAAGAAGAAUUUCAGGCAAAAAGCAAAAAAAGGAGAGAGAAUCGGAAGAAGAAUAUAUAUAACCACCGACUGGGAUCCACAGGUUAUGCGGGGUUAAUUAAGAAGAAGAAAAAAGAACUUGGAAGUAAUGCGAUAGUCAUCGAUCGAUCAGACACAUGGCUGUGGGGAAGGGAAAAAAAGGGAGGCGGAUACGAUGAUAGUGUGAUUGAAGUGGCUAAUGAAAUCAAGGAGCUGAAGAACAAAGUUGCUGAAGGGACAUUUACGCCAAUUGAAGACAAAGAUGUUCUUGCAGUUGCUCUUCAGAAAAAGCCCAAUGGUAGCAGAAUACAGGGUGUAGGGCACUCCGUAACCCCAACAACGUACUUCCACAGGCCAAGUGCUGCGAUAACUGAGAAGGGGAAAGAAAAUAAAAUAUGUGAUAAAAGAUACGAAAUGAUGUUGGACAAGUUUGAUGAAAUGAAAACUUGUAUGUCGAAUGGUUUUAGUGAAAUUGGCAGUUGUAGUAUUGCCAAUAAGUCUAAAAAGAGAAAGUCUGGUGGAGAGGUGGAUCAGCCCAUUUGUACUCCUAGAAGAUCUCCUAGACUGAAGUCAAAGCAGACUAAUGAGGAUGAACAACUUGAGGAAGGGAAUGAAGGAAACAAAGAUAGUACUACGGCGAUGAGGAAAUCAAGGAAAUCAAGGUUUACUCCUCGGAAAAGGUUGUUUGAAACUGUACCUAUAAUAUCGCCUCGGCGUGUACAAACAGAGACUUCACCAGACAUGUCUGACGAG
This is a messenger RNA of Cuscuta epithymum, 1298 nucleotides long. Lineage: Eukaryota; Viridiplantae; Streptophyta; Magnoliopsida; Solanales; Convolvulaceae. The record is from the annotation of a GenBank genome assembly.